UUACUCACUAAUUACAGGGUGUUACUCCUUUUCCCCCGCGGACCCACGGCGAGACGGAUGUCUAGGAAGUCGACGAGGAGAAAGGGAGCCGCCUUAGGCUCUGAGGGUUCAACUGCCGAGGGGGAGGCGGGACCGGCGAAAAAGAAGGCAAAAGUGCCCCCGGGGGUUACUUGGGAGUGGGAGGGAGAUGGGGGGAAAUGGAGCCAGUUUUCGGCCAACCACUCCCGCCUGCUAUCUGAAGCUCUGAUCAACGGGGACAGUGAUGUCAGUGUUCAAGUGGCUCAGUCGGUCAAAAUGAAGAUCCGUUUCGAUUCGAUGACCCAGACCAACGUUGGUACCGGCUGGCAGAGAAACGUUCGCUGCGCAUCUCCUUCCCAGUCCGGUUCACCCGAUACCCAGACAGUAUGGGAAUGGGAGAACGACCGUGGGGAGUGGGCGUGGUUUCCCCCGGCACAUCAAAGGUUGCUUCACGCCUGCAAGGCGUGCCAUGUGGAUGCCGUAUCCGUGGAAACCACAGCGAGGAAACGGAGCAGGGUCGACUUGGGGUCGAUGACCCAUGAAAUGGGAAGAGGGAAAAAGUUUGGCGUUCGUUGCAGCUCACUGGCUGUGUGGGAAUGGCAGGAUGAGAAUGGGCAGUGGAUGAAGUACGACAUCCAAGCCACCCGAGACCUUGAGAAUGCUCACUCGCAGGUGGGCGGGGCUUCCGUGCGAGGGGCUAGGAGAAAGAACCAGGUGGCGAUCACGACGGGUGGACGAUCGUACACUGUCGACAUCGGCAAGAUGGAGCAGAAGAACAAUGAAACUGGCGUUGUUAGAAAUAUCAGACGAUUAUCUUCAACUGCAAAAGGAUCUUCCAGUGACACGCCCACUUUAGAGGUUGCAGUGGAAACCACGCCCACUUGUACUUCUGAAGCCACGCCCACUGCGAGCACUUCGGCAGGGGCAUCUGCCUCUGCCUCUGUCACUGCCGAAGCCGAAACUGAUUCAGUUCCAGAAUCCGACGAAAAAAACGGUGACGGUCAUGUGACUAGAGAGCUGCAGGGUGCUGGCAUACCAGUCGACUACGUCUGCUCACAAAAAGUUGGAAAGGCACAUGUGUACAGUGAGGACGGCGUUCAUUGGGACGCAAUGCUGAACCAGACGAACCUGAAAAACAACAACAACAAAUUUUAUCUGCUGCAGUUGCUCAAAGACAACAAGACAGGCCACUACAGCACCUGGUUCAGAUGGGGCAGAGUGGGAAAGACAGGACAGCACCAGUUGACUCCGUUCAAGGCCGACCUCGAGAGUGCUAAAGACUCUUUCAGAAAAAAGUUUCAAGACAAGACGCACAACGAAUGGGACGAGAGAGAAUCGUUUGUGAAGAAGGCUGGGAAGUACGACAUGCUUGCCAUGGACUACAAGGCAACAGUUGAAGAGGAGGAGGAGGAGGAAGAGGAGGGGGAAGAAGACGUAGACACGGCUGGAACCGAACCGAAAGUGAAAGCUCCAGAAUCGUGCUUGGACGAGAGAUUACAGGCUCUCAUUGAAUUGAUCUGUGAUGUCCAGGCUAUGGAAGAUGCUGUCGUCGAGAUGAAGUACGACCCCAGAAAAGCCCCUCUGGGUAAACUAACCAAAGACCAGAUAAAGGCCGGUUAUGCUGCACUGAAAAAGAUAGACGACUGCAUCUCUAGCAACCAGUUUGGGGACGAGUUGGUCAAGGCGUGCGACCAGUUUUACACCCGCAUCCCCCACGACUUUGGGAUGAGACGGCCACCUAUAAUUAGAACAGAAGCGGAAGUCAAAGAAAAGCUAUCUCUAUUGGAGACGCUGGGUGAUAUAGAGAUAGCUAUGAGGCUGCUGAACGAGGGAGACAAGAAGGAACAUCCGAUUGACAGACACUACCACGGUCUGCACUGCAAGCUUGAGCCACUGGAUGCAGAGGACGAUGUGGUCCAGUUGGUCAGACAGUACAUUCGACAGACCCACGCAGCCACCCACAUUACAUACACCCUGACGGUCAAAGAGGUGUUUGAGAUGGAGAAAGAAGGAGAAGAUGAAAAUUUCAAAGACAUGGGAAACAGGCAGCUGCUCUGGCACGGAUCAAGACUCACCAACUGGGUGGGGAUCCUGAGUCAGGGACUGCGGGUAGCUCCACCUGAGGCCCCAGUCACUGGCUACAUGUUUGGAAAAGGUGUGUAUUUUGCCGACAUGUGCUCCAAGAGUGCCAAUUACUGUUUCGCGUCUCGUGCGAGGCAAGACGGCCUGCUGAUCCUCUGUGACGUCGCAUUAGGGCAGACUAAUGACCUACUUGCCGCCGAUUACCAUGCCGACCAGUUGCCGAGGGGGAAACACAGCACAAGGGGUCUGGGGAGCGUUGCCCCUGAUCCUAAACAGUCUAAGAAACUUCCUGAUGGCUGCCUGGUUCCUCUGGGGACUAGCACCCAAACAGGAGUCCACAAUCCUCACGGCUACACCCUCAACUACAAUGAGUACGCGAUCUACGAUGUCAACCAGAUUAAAAUGCGGUACUUGGUGAGAGUAAAGUUCAACUUCAAGUGACCUUUUACUAUAGCUCAUGGUAUAUAUACUCAGAGAUUAUAAGAGAUUAUGUGCUAUAUAUUUUACUGCUGAAAAAGAUUUUCCUUAAAAAUGAAUUUUACUGCACUUCUGUUCGAGAGCAGGGCACACAUCAAUACACACUGAGGUUUAAAAUAUGCAAAUAGAGACUACCCGUUCAUCAUUACAGGGAAAGUACGGCUGAAUUUGUGAUUUGAAAGUUUGGAGAAAAAAACAGGGCUGGAGUUUUGAUAUCUUGGCUUUUGGGGGGGAAGAAAUCAGAUUCUCAGAAGUCAAAUUCGUCUGAAUCUGUUCUCUUCCAUUUCGUGGCUUUCCCCUUUCAGUUGGGGGCUCAGGCUCUGAGGUCUUGACGUAGGCAUGUUGUUGAGGAGCGUAUUCCCCACUGCCCACCGAACGAAGGUAGCCUCUGGCCAUACUCUUGGCAUAGUCCACCUUGUCACUUUGGUCUCUCUUGUUGGUUACGGUGGGUUCGAAGUCUUCCCUACAUAUCCUGGCUGGUUCGCCUCCUCUCCCUCUCCCCCUGACCCUGCUUGUGGCAGCGGCAGCCGCAGCAGGGGACGAUGAUGUCAUAUCGACGACAGGCGGAGGAUGGCGCAACGAAGAGUGGGGCUGGUGUCUGGGGUCGGAGUACUUGCUGUUGAAGUUGGUGCCGGGCUUUCUGAGACUCCACGGGGUAACUGUCUCUAUGGCAGUACUAGGAUCUUUCCCAACGUCUCUAUUUCGUUGUAGAGUUGGUUCGGGAGGUGGCAGGACACCGUGUCGGGAGUACUUGUCGGGCUGAGUGAGAGAAAUCCCUCCUCCGCCUCCUCCCGUUCCGGCUCCGCUGGACUGGAGUACGGAGGUCUUGGAACCUGCGUUUCCAGUUGCAGGGCUCGGCUGCUGCGGUCUGUGGUGGAUGUUCUUACGCACGCUCCACACUUCCUGCAGAUGGGCUUCAAAAUCUGUGGUCCCCGUCUGCGGCUUUGAUCUCUGACCGGAGAUGAAGAGCAGUGGCUGUUGGUAAUGAUCAGGGGCUUCCCGGCUGCCUCUUGUCUUGCCCGGAAACGAGAACCUCUUCCCUGCAGAGGUCACAUCGGCCGAAAUCACGAGUACAUCUCAGCUAGGGUCACAAGUAUUCAUUCGUGCAACACUGAAACAGUUAUUUCCUGUGAUCUUCUGGUCUACACCCAACGACUCUAAGCAGCCUUCCAAACAAACUUACUAGUCUCGGCCUCUCCUUCAAGCCUAGUCUGUCGUGCGGUAUCACGGUAUCGCGAGAGAGCAGAUAUGUGUACAAAAGGCCCGGAGCACUGUGUAUAUGCCCGGAUGAGUGGGCGAGAGAUGUGUACCGACUGGCAAGCCAUGCGAGAUA
Messenger RNA from Geodia barretti, 3910 nucleotides. NCBI's taxonomy places the organism in Eukaryota, Metazoa, Porifera, Demospongiae, Tetractinellida, Geodiidae. The record is from the annotation of a GenBank genome assembly.